This is a messenger RNA of Metarhizium acridum CQMa 102, 789 nucleotides long. NCBI's taxonomy places the organism in Eukaryota, Fungi, Ascomycota, Sordariomycetes, Hypocreales, Clavicipitaceae. The record is from RefSeq and is a predicted model, not a curated record.
AUGGUAGCCCUGCUAGCAGUUUCUCAGUCCUCGCUGGGUCAAAUGGGAGCUACAAAGGACCCAAACCCUCCGCAAGGUAAUCCGCCUCCAGGCUUUCCGCCUCAAGGUAAUCCGCCUCCGGGAUUUCCGCCUCAAGACUUUCCACCACAAGGCUUUCCACCACAAGGUUUUCCUCCACAAGGCUUUCCGCCUGGAAUUAUCCCACGAGAUGCCCCACAAGAGCCUUCCCCAAAACUAUGGUUGCCCGAGGGCUUUGACCCGUCUUUUCCGGGGUUGCCUGGUAGUGGCCCUCAAGGUCCUCCCACUGGAGGUCCUGGACUCCCAGGUCAAGACCCCAACGCCCCGGUUGGUCAAGGUCCUAAUUUUCCCAGUGGCCAAGAUCCCGGGUUCCCCCAGCCGCCUCAAGAUCCUCAGGGUCCCAACAACGAGGAGACACUUGCGCCUCAACUCCUGCGAGAAGCUGCGCUCGAGGUCAUCGACCGCAAUGUAUGCCAUGAGGCAUACCUAUCUUCGCCAUCGCGAAUUUCGCAAAAUAUGAUUUGCGCAGGUGUGAGCGGAGCGGCCAAGGAUUCUUGCUAUGGAGAUAGUGGCGGUCCCCUUGUUGAUGCCAACUCCAAAACAUUGGUUGGUAUAGUAUCGUUUGGUCUUGGAUGUGCAAAUCCGGCUGCUCCUGGCGUUUACACCAAAGUCAGCAGCUAUCUUGACUUUAUUAACAACCCAAGCGGCGGCGGCAACCAGCCCCCAAACGACUUUCCCAACACUAUUCCGGGAGGCUGGCCGUUCUCCUAG